Molecule: messenger RNA, 5340 nt
Organism: Mesocricetus auratus (golden hamster)
Lineage: Eukaryota; Metazoa; Chordata; Mammalia; Rodentia; Cricetidae
Gene: Arap1
Product: ArfGAP with RhoGAP domain, ankyrin repeat and PH domain 1
Exons: 35
Coding region: 260-4783 (1507 amino acids)
Biological process (GO): positive regulation of GTPase activity; signal transduction
Cellular component (GO): trans-Golgi network; cytoplasmic vesicle; plasma membrane
Molecular function (GO): phosphatidylinositol-3,4,5-trisphosphate binding; GTPase activator activity; protein binding
Source: RefSeq, a predicted model, not a curated record
AUUCAGUUCCCUUUGCAUGGAACAGUGUCCUUCCUGUCUCCACCCGGCGAGGCCCAGUGGAGGAGGGCUCUGGAAGCCUUCCUGCUUGCUUCACAGAGGCAGCCGGUUCUCCAAAGGCUCUGUGGGCUACAGCAGGGAACUUGGCAUCCACCUCAGAGCACCAUGAGGAGACCUUGGGAAUAGGAACAACCUCUCUGGAGGCCCGGGUGUACUUGUUGGCUGGUCUGAGGCUGGCCCUGGGUCCCUGCUUCCAGAAACCAUGGCAGAGAGCAGCGACGCCGCGCUGUCAGUAGCCGAGUGGCUUCGGGCGCUGCACCUGGAGCAGUACACGACACUCUUUGAGCAGCACGGACUGAUUUGGGCCACCGAAUGCCAAGGCCUCAGCGAUACCAGACUUUUAGACAUGGGCAUGCACCUCCCUGGCCACCGCCGCCGUAUCCUGGCUGGUCUACUCCGUGCCCACGCACCCCCGGCCCCUGUGCCCCGCCCUGCCCCACGGCCUGUGCCCAUGAAGCGACACAUCUUCCGCUCACCACCUGUGCCCGUCACUCCGCCGGAACCGCCGCCCACAGCUGGAGAGGAUGAAGGGCUACCUGCUGCUCCGCCUAUUCCGCCCCGAAGGAGCUGCCUCCCGCCCGCCUGCUUCACUCCCCCAUCCACAGCCUCCCCGGACCCUGUGCUGCCCCCACUGCCUGCCAAGCGACACUCGGUAGAAUCUAGUGUUCCUCCUGUACCUCCUCGUACCGGACCCCCCUACCCACAGGCCCGCCUUCCCUCUAAGGAGGAGCUAUUGCUGCCACCAGUUUCAUCCCGUCCCCAGCCAGAGCCAUCAGAGACCCUGUCCACCUUCCUGCCUGCCUUUCCCCAGGGGCCUCAUCAGCCCCUGCCUCCCCGUGCUCCUGAGAUCCCUCCCAAGCCUCCCCGCCUGCUCCCUGAGUUUGACGACCCUGACUAUGAUGCUGUCCCAGAGGAGGGGCUGGGGGCCCCCGCCAGCGUGAUGACCAAGGAGGAGCCCUUGCCAAGCCGAGUCCCACGCGCCGUGCGGGUGUCUAGUCUGCUGAGCGAAGGGGAGGAGCUGUCUGGGGAUGACGCCGAAGAUGAGGAUGACCAUGCCUAUGAGGGUAUCCCCAACGGCGGGUGGCCCAGCAGUGGCCUGAACCCACCCUUGCACAGCCUGAUCCCUGAUCUCCUACCGCACUCCAUGGAUGAGCUGCCUGGGGGCUCCACCCCCAUCACACAGUUCAUCAAGGCUGGCUGGCUGGACAAGAACCCGCCACAGGGGUCUUACAUCUAUCAGAAGCGAUGGGUGAGACUGGAUGCCGACUACCUGCGAUACUUUGACAGUAACAAGGAUGCCUACUCUAAGCGCUUUGUCCCUGUAGCCUGCAUCUGCCGAGUAGCUGCUAUUGGAGACCAGAAGUUUGAAGUGAUCACAAAUAAUCGGACCUUCACCUUCCGGGCAGAGAGUGAUGUGGAGCGGAAUGAGUGGGUGCAGGCUUUGCAGCAGGUGGUGGCUGAACAGCGAGCCCAUGUUCGGCUCUCCAGUGCUUCUGUGCUGGGCGUUCGAGGCGCUGAGCAGCCUGACCGCGCUGGCAGCCUGGAGCUGCGAGGCUUCAAGAAUAAGCUUUAUGUGGCUGUGGUUGGGGACAAAGUGCAACUCUACAAGAAUCUGGAGGAGUUCCAUCUGGGCGUUGGCAUCACCCUCAUAGACAUGAGCGUGGGCAAUGUGAAGGAAGUGGACCGGCGCAGCUUCGACCUCACUACCCCCUACCGCAUCUUCAGCUUCUCAGCUGAUUCAGAGUUGGAGAAGGAGCAGUGGUUGGAGGCCAUGCAGGGAGCCAUCGCAGAGGCCCUGUCUACCUCAGAGGUGGCCGAGCGCAUCUGGGCCGCAGCCGCCAACAGGUUCUGUGCUGACUGUGGGGCUCCCCAGCCUGACUGGGCCUCCAUCAAUCUCUGCGUUGUCAUCUGCAAGCGCUGUGCAGGGGAGCACCGUGGCCUGGGUGCUGCAGUGUCUAAGGUGCGGAGCCUGAAGAUGGACAGGAAGGUGUGGACAGAAACACUCAUCCAGCUCUUCUUACAGCUGGGCAAUGGCCCUGGGAACCACUUCUGGGCCGCCAACGUGCCCCCCAGUGAGGCCCUGCAGCCCAGCAGCAGCCCUGGUGCCAGACGGAACCACCUGGAGGCCAAAUACAGAGAGGGCAAGUACCGCCGCUACCACCCACUCUUUGGCAACCAAGAGGAGCUGGACAAGGCCCUGUGUGCUGCAGUUACUACCACUGACCUGGCUGAGACCCAGGCACUCCUGGGCUGCGGGGCUGGGGUCAGCUGCUUCUCAGGGGACCCGGCAGCUCCCACACCCCUGGCUCUCGCUGAGCAGGCUGGACAGACGCUGCAGAUGGAGUUUCUACGGAAUAACCAGAGCACAGAGGUCCCUCGACUUGACCCGGUGAAGCCCAUGGAAAAGCACUACUCCAUUAUCCUGCCGACCGUGAGCCACAGUGGUUUCCUCUACAAAACAGCUUCUGCCAGCAAGCCUCAGCAGGACCGCCGUGCCCGGGAAGAGUUCAGCCGGCGCUGGUGUGUCCUUAGUGAUGGGGUCCUGAGUUACUACGAGAAUGAACGGGCAGUGACACCCAAUGGGGAGAUUCGGGCCAGUGAGAUUGUAUGCCUGGCAGUUUCCCCUCUGGACACCCAUGGCUUUGAGCAUACCUUUGAGGUGUACACAGAGGGAGAGCGGCUGUACCUGUUCGGGCUGGAGAGUGCAGAGCUGGCUCAUGAGUGGGUCAAGUGCAUUGCCAAGGCAUUUGUGCCUCCUCUGGCCGAGGACCUGCUAGCCCGGGACUUUGAGCGGCUUGGGCGCCUACCCUGCAAAGCUGGCCUGAGCCUUCAGCAGGCCCAGGAAGGCUGGUUUGCCUUGGCUGGCUCUGAGCUCCGAGCUGUCUUCCCAGAAGGGCCCUGGGAAGAGCCACUGCAGCUCCGGAGACUGCAAGAGCUUUCUAUCCAAGGAGACAGCGAGAACCAAGUUCUGGUGCUGGUAGAGCGGAGGAGGACACUGUACAUCCAGGGUGAGAGGCGGCUGGACUUCAUGGGUUGGCUAGCGGCCAUCCAGAAAGCAGCAGCCAGCUUGGGAGACACACUGUCAGAGCAGCAGCUCGGGGACUCAGACAUCCCGGUGAUUGUGUACCGCUGUGUGGACUACAUCACACAAUGUGGCUUGACCUCAGAGGGUAUCUACCGCAAGUGUGGUCAGACCUCCAAGACCCAGAGACUGCUGGAGAGCCUGCGGCAGGACGCACGCUCUGUGCACCUCAAAGAGGGAGAGCAGCAUGUGGACGACGUCUCCUCUGCGCUCAAGCGCUUCCUGAGGGACCUGCCCGAUGGCCUCUUCACUCGUGCACAGCGCCUGGCCUGGCUGGAGGCCUCUGAGAUCGAGGAUGAGGAGGAAAAGAUCUCCAGGUACCAAGAGCUCUUUGUGCAUCUGCCCCCUGUCAACCGGGCCACUGUGAAGGCCCUUAUCAGCCAUCUGUACUGUGUGCAGUGCUUCUCAGACACAAACCAAAUGAACACACACAACUUGGCUAUUGUGUUUGGGCCCACACUCUUCCAGACAGAUGGGCAGGACUACAAGGCCGGCAAGGUGGUGGAAGACCUCAUCAAUCACUACGUGGUGGUGUUCAGUGUGGACGAGGAGGAGCUGAGGAAGCAGAGGGAGGAAGUUACCGCCAUUGUGAAGAUGCGAGUGGCUGGCACUGCCAGUGGGACCCAGCAUGCUGGGGACUUCAUCUGCACCGUGUACCUGGAGGAGAAGAAGGUGGAGACUGAACAGCACGUCAAGAUCCCAGCCUCCAUGACAGCAGAGGAGCUUGCCCUGGAGAUCCUAGACCGCCGCAAUGUGAGCAUCAGAGAGAAGGACUACUGGACUUGCUUUGAGGUCAACGAGAAGGAGGAGGCAGAGCGUCCACUGCACUACUCGGAGAAGGUGCUGCCCAUUGUGCAUGGCCUGGGCAUAGACAGCCACCUGGUGGUGAAGAAGUACCAGUCCAUGGAGUCCAUGCUGCUGUACUUGGCCAGCCGUGUGGGUGACACCAAGCAUGGCAUGAUGAAGUUCCGUGAAGACCGAAGCCUCCUGGGUCUGGGGCUGCCCUCGGGUGGCUUCCAUGAUCGCUACUUCAUCCUCAACAGCAGCUGCCUACGGCUCUACAAGGAGGUUCGGAGCCAAAGGCCGUGGAGCGGGGCCCCUGAGACCAGAGCAGUGUCUGGCUGGACAAGGAACAGGGAGGGCUUUGGUGAGAAAUUUCCUGGAGGAAGAGCCCUGUUCCAGAAUGCGUAUCGAGGUGCCAAGGGGUGGGGAAGGCCUUGCGCAGACGGGAGAGCUACUUCUGACUGUACCUACCUGACUGAUGAGGUGUCCCCCCAGAGUCACCGGCCUGAGAAGGAGUGGCCUGUCAAGAGUCUCAAAGUCUACCUGGGUGUGAAGAAGAAACUGCGGCCACCUACUUGCUGGGGCUUCACGGUGGUGCACGAGACGGAGAAGCACGAGAAGCAGCAGUGGUACCUCUGCUGUGACACUCAGAUGGAACUCCGGGAGUGGUUUGCCACCUUCCUCUCUGUACAGCACGACGGUCUGGUGUGGCCCUCAGAACCAUCUCGAGUGUCCCGGGCAGUGCCCGAGGUCCGGAUGGGCAGUGUAUCGCUGAUCCCUCUGCGUGGCAGUGAAAAUGAAAUGCGCCGGAGUGUGGCAGCCUUCACUGCCGACCCCCUUUCUCUCCUCCGUCAUGUCUGAGCAUGGAGUCAUUCUGACUCUGGGACACUGUCACUGCCACCAGGAAGCCUUCCUGUUCAGACACCCUCGUGCUCUGCAUGCUUGGUGUGAACCAGCAGAAUACACGGGGACGCUGUACCCACAUCCCACAUCCUGACUACAGCACGGGCUCCUUGGCUGGACAGGAAUGGGCUGGCAAUGGGAUUUUCCCGGAGGGGCCCUUCCCUGCUCUCCUGACCUGGCUUGCUUACCCAGGGUCGCUCUCCUUGAGUUUGUGGAAUUGGAGAGAUGGGCAGAAAUCAGGAGCUCUGUAAGAGAGGCUGGAGGUCCUGGGGCCCCGCUGGGAGGGAGCCCACCCCUUUCCCAUAGGCUCCAGAGCAGCAGAAGGCUGCUACCAUGAAAGAACUCCUGGGGAGUCUGGGAGGGAGCUCAUGGGAAGCUUUACAAGCUAAAAGCUGGGCUUGGGGAGGUCAGCCCACUUCUGGUGUAAGCUGCAGGGAGGCCCAGGCUGUGGCUGCCUGCUACCCCUCCCCCACUUUGGAUACUUUUUGAUAAUAUAAAUAUAUCUGUCUAUUUUA